CAAAAGUUAAAAAUAUUUUUUUAAUGAAAAUAAUAAAAUGUCUUGACAACUCUGAUUGAGGGACAAAUUGAUUGUCACGAAUAGUGCAAUAUAAAAUUGGUGAUAGCUGUCAAAUGAUUUUUGACAUUUCUAUUACUCCGCCUGUUCGUUCUCUGCAAAAAAUUUCAUCCCAUUCAGUCAGAAACGUCAAUUGGUGGCGAGUUGAUUAUUUUUUUUGUAUUUUUCAUUGAAGUUUGUUGCAAUUUUUUAUUAACUUGGUUUUUACAUGACCCCCACACACUGGUGACCAAAUUAGGCAAACAGCCGUGGUAUUCUUCCACACGAAACUACUAGAAAGAAAUGAAAAAGUGCAGAUAGUUUUUAUAAAGUAAGCCUUAGAUAUAAUUUGUAAUUGAACGUGGUGAAAAGAAUACUUAUUGGUUUCCGAACAAAAAAUUAAUAUCUAAACGCUGUAGAAGUGUAUACAUUCGCUGGAAAUUGUAAGACAAGUUAAAACAUAAAACUAAAAAUCUUCAACAGUAGCGACAUACAUAUGUAAAUAGUGAAGUGCUGUGACGUAGGAGAGUGAAAAUUAAUUACAAAUGCACCUUUAUCUAUAAGCGUUGUGAAACAAAAGACUGUAAUAUUUCAUCAAAGAAAGAGUUGAAGCACAAAGCGGCACACGCCAGCACGUAUAGCAACGUACGCUGGACAAGAGGACUCUAGAAACGCGGAGACAGCCAACUAACUGCUUGCAUAUAUUCGCGAACAUUUACAUAUACCUAUAUGUGCGUACAUAUGUACAAAGCAGCCGUCGUAUACAUUUCCAAAAUUUAAGUAGCCAACACAGCCGACUGACUGCUUGAACAUGUCCAAUCAAUCGGAGGUCGAUUACGAUAAACAAUUUCAAGAUGAUUUGGCCAAAGCCACCGCUUUGAGUUUGGAGCAACAGGCGCUCGACGAUUAUCGUCGUGUCAAAAAGUAUGGCACUGCCGCACAUUAUUACAGCGAACGCGCACAGACGCAGUCGCCUUCCUUUCAACCGAUACAUUCCGCACCGCAGCGACAGCAAUCGACCGAAUCGGCGAAGGCUUUCUAUGCGCAAUUGCGCACGCGUUACCAGCAAUCGCGUGGCAAUUCAAAUGAUAUUGCUACAGCCGCGGCGCCGCCGCCGAUACCACCCAGUCGUCGUCACUCGGAGGCCAAUAAUAAUGUGUCCUUAAAUGUGGCGGCUGUAACGGCGGCGUCACGUGAACGCUCCAAAACGCCACCAGCGACGCUGCUCGAAAGUGAUCUCAUUUCAUUCUCUAGCCCCACCUCCAAGGAGGCGCAAUCAUAUACGUUUGAGAAAUUAAUCGAAGAUUUACAGAAGUUGCAAACAACGACGCCACAAACUGCUUUGGUGCCAUUCGGUCCCGUUGCGGCAGCGCCCAUUACACCUAUGCAUGCUGCUGCAGCGGCUUAUCGGCACGCUGGCACGCCUAUACACAACGCCGCGGCCUUGCAGCAUUAUGCUGCGGGUCCGGCUGCUGUUGCUGUUGGUGGCGCUGGUGCUGGCAAUAGCAUGCAAUUGGUGCCUUUUACGCCAACGUCGGCGCAGCAGCAGCAGAAAGUGCCGCUUACUAGCGAAGAGUUGCAGAAACUCUAUAAUAUGCCGCUUCAGCAGCAACAGCAGUAUUAUCAACAACAACAGCAACAACAACAACAAUAUAUGGCAGCCAUUAUGCCGACCGGUGUGGCAUAUCCACCAGCGCGUGCUGGUUAUGUGCCCACAGUGGGCGGUUUUGCUGCAACAACGCAUGCCGCCAACUAUACACAGAGCGCGCCACCUACCGCCGCCGCAACAGCCGCUUUUACGCCAUCACAAUUUCCGUCAACGGUUUCACACUAUGGUUUUCAAUAUGGCGCUUUGCCUGGCAGCUCUACGCCCUACUACGGCUCACCGCAUAUAACAGCUGCGGCCGCAAGCAAUAUCGCAGCCACAGCGGCGCCUAUGCCGCUUAGCAAGUCGCAAUCAGCUGCGGCCGCGAAUGCAUCCAAUGGCAGCAAUGGCGGUGCGGUUGGCGCUGGCGCUGGUGGUCUGCGCCGUCAGACGCCGCCUGCGCGCAAACCGCCACGCACCGGCAACGAUUUGAUUGACCUGAGUCAGGAGGAUGAUUCUCGCGUCAGCGUGCUGGAGGCGUUCGAUCCCUUGCUCAAUACAGACGAAGAAGGUUGCGAUGAUGACUCGGAUUGUACUUCCUACUAUGCGGAAUACGAUCCAUUUGAUUAUCUCUACAGUGGCGGCGGUACACAGUACUCGGAUCCCGUUUAUGAGGCGGUCAAUAAGUUGGAGAAGAGCGCUGUGAGCCCAAAUGUCUCCUCGAUUGGUUGGCGUACGGACUAUCUCAAUCGCGAUGAAGUGCUCAACAAUUUGUCGCGUUCUCCUGCCGCCGCCAGCCCUACACCUUCGCAGUCGCACGAAGCAACAACUAGUGGUUCGCGUUCGCCACCACCACCGUUGCCGCCACGAAAUAGCGGCUCACGUUCACCACCAUUUUUGCCUGGUCUCUAUCCUACGCUCAAGCGCGACAAUAGUUUCGGCAGUAGCAGCAGCAUAAGUGUCAGCAAUGCAACUGCUGCUGUGCCGUCCACUUCUCACACCAUCGCAAACUCUUACGCGCGUCCGAGCGCCACGCUGGAUCGUCGAAAAACCACCAGCACACGCUUAUACGAGGUGGUCACCGAACGUCGUACUGUUGAUCCGGAACUCUUGGAAUUCUAUUACAUGGUCAAGGAGUUGCGUAUGCGUUACUUGCAUAAUGAUAAGCAUACCAAUCCUGGUCACAUAAUUGCAUCGGAAUUCAAUUAUCAUUACCCCUUGGAGACGAGCAUUAAGAUUUUAGUGCAUCCCGCUUUGAAAGCACUGCUCUCGACCGCUGACUUGACGCGCACACAGGGGCAGGUGAAGGGUUAUGGUGUGCCCGUGGUAUUCACAUGUGAUAUUAAUACGGCUGUGGAAUUGGUCAUUGAUCAGGCGUUUUGCUCAUUGGAGGGUCAAAUAAGUGGCACACCCAGUGAUUAUGUGGUGAAGCCUAUCGGUGUAUCGGAAUGGCUGUCACCCACGUCGAAGCUUAGUCAAUUGGAAUGUGUGCACAACAGCUUGAAACUGGAACAGGAUGUGCAGUUGGGUCUCUGCGUUAAGUCCGAUGAGAAUAUGCACGUCAUAGCGCGUACGCAAUGCGAUGAUUUGCGCGACGCUGAGCUGCGGGCCGACGAUAUUGUGCCGAAUGAAAUGGCAACCACCAUUAAUUACGAUGACAUGAUGAUAUUGAUAGAAACACUUGAAACCGAAAUAGAUAAGCUGGAGAGCGCCGAUCCGAAUUCGCGUCAAAUACUCUCCUGCUCGGGAGUUGUGCAGGCCGUCAAAGCUAUAUGCGCCCUACUCGGCUCUAUAGACACGCUAGAAAUCUCGGCUUGCAUAGCCGAUCUCAAACGCAUAUGCGAAGAAGGACAAGUGAAGUAUGCCUCGCACUCCACCGAUACAAAUCCGGAGAUUGUUAGCGAACGGGGCGAUUACGCGGAGGUGCGCUUAGUGCCACGCCCUAUGCUCGAUCAAAUUAAAUUGAAAUGCAAUCAGCUGCGCGAUGCCGUACAAGAGCUGAUCGAACUGUAUUCGAAUGUGUUUCGCGUAGGCUUCUCUGUCAAAUCGAUGGAUUACUCGACUACACCCAUGCCCAUUUCGUGCGUACUGAAACCGAUUGUCGUAAGCGUAAAUUGUUUGCAUCGUCCGCCGCCCGUUUGGCGUUACGACGACUACUCGCUCGGCGUACAAAUCAACUAUGGCACACGCUUCAUAUCCGAUCCUAUUGUCACGAAGUGUUCGAAUGAUAUGAGCGGCGGUCUAUUUCCACGUCUCAACUUCUCUUCAUGGCUUACAUUCGAGAAGAAUGCUAUCUGUACGCUGCCACGCGAGUCACGUCUGAUAUUUGUGCUUUACGGCACACAAACGACGGAGAAUGAACAGAACACCGAUGCGAAUGGCGAACGCCGACAAGUGCCCACCGAAUUGGGUUGGUGUGCCAUACAAUUGUUCGAUCAUAAGCGUGAAAUGAUUUGCGGCUCUUACUUGUUGUCGAUGUGGCCCCCCACUACGGAUAAGUUUCUGGGUCCGGCGCCUGCGCGUGGCUGCCAUCCACAACCGGAUCUAUGUCCGGUACUGAGUAUAGAAGUACCACCUUAUGGUGGACGUAUUAUGUUCCCUGAACCGUUGGAGCAGCCACAACCGGCGCCACGUUGCGAUUUCAAUUCGUUGGAUGCGAAUUUACAGCAAGAGCUGCUCGAUACCGCCGAACAGGGUUAUUCGGGUGCGAAGGAUAAGCGUGAAGUUUUCUGGGAGAAACGUUUGUAUUUGCAGAGUUUUCCCUACGCCUUGCCGAAGGUGUUACAUGCCGCGCAUAGUUGGGACUAUGCCAGUCUUAUGGAUCUGCACUCGCUGUUGCAUUCGUGGGCACCACUUUCACCAUUGCAAGCGCUCGAAUUGCUGUUACCACGUUAUCCAGAUGCGAAAGUGCGUCAGAAGGCGGUCGAGUGGAUAUCACAGCUGCCCAACGAUCAGCUGGUUGAUUAUUUGCCACAAUUGUUGCAAGCGCUCAAGCAUGACACCUACGAGGCAUCGGAUAUGGCCAACUUCUUGCUCUGCAAGUGCUUGGAAUCACCGCGCAUUGCACAUCAUAUGUAUUGGUUACUCGUACACAGUUUGCCGGGUGAUGAUCCGCAGAACUCGAUUGAUGCUUCAUCUGUGGCGAAUGAGUUUGACGACUCGCUGAUAACGCAAGCGCGUUACUACCGUCGGAACAAAAUUAUGCUGCGCGCGCUGCUGGCGGUGUGCGGUGAGCGGCUAUUGGCGCGUUUCCUCAGUCAGAAUAUAAUGUGCAAGAGUCUGGCAAGUCUAGCUGAUUCUGUGAAGCAGGCUAAAGAAUCGUUGCGUCAGAAAACACUUUGCUUCGGUAUGGAAAUCGUGCAUCAACAGCUGAAUGACAAACCCACCUCAUUGCCGCUAGGUCCCGAAUUGGAAGUGACCGGUGUAAAUGUGCGCAGCUGCAGUUAUUUCAACUCCAAUACGCUGCCCUUAAAAAUUUCCUACAUAAAUUCAGAUGGUGAAGUAUUGCCGGCCAUUUUUAAGUCCGGUGACGACCUACAGCAGGAUAUGCUUACCAUACAACUCAUACGUGUGAUGAACAAAAUGUGGUUGGCCGAGGGUUUGGAUCUAAAAAUGGUCACCUUUAAUUGUGUACCAACGGGUUUUAAGAAGGGCAUGAUAGAGCUGGUCUCCGAUGCGGAAACUUUACGUAAAAUACAAGUCGAAUAUGGUUUAACGGGUUCGUUCAAGGAUCGUCCGAUUGCUGAAUGGUUGGCGAAACAGAAUCCUAGUCAAUUGGAGUAUCAACGUGCGGUGAAAAAUUUUACAGUUUCUUGCGCCGGCUAUAGCGUGGCCACUUAUAUACUCGGCAUCUGUGAUCGUCACAAUGACAAUAUUAUGCUAAAGACCUCGGGUCAUCUGUUUCAUAUAGAUUUCGGCAAAUUCCUAGGCGAUGCACAAAUGUUUGGCAAUUUCAAAAGGGACCGCACACCGUUCGUACUCACCUCCGACAUGGCAUAUGUGAUUAAUGGCGGCGACAAACCCUCCACAGAUUUUCAUUAUUUCGUCGACUUGUGUUGUCGUGCAUUCAAUAUCAUACGAAAACAUGGUGAUCUCAUUCUGCACAUGCUUGCUCUAAUGGCCACAGCCGGCAUACCGGGUGUGACGGCCGAUGCCGUGACUUAUGUGCGUGGCGCUUUGCUGCACGAACAGUCGAAUCCCGAGGCGGCUGCUUCAUUCGCCAAAAUGAUACAAUUCUCGCUGAAGAGCUGGUUCACACAAUUCAAUUUCUUUUUGCACAAUUUGGCGCAAAUGCGUUUCAGCAAUGAUGAGGGUAGCGGUGAACUGCUCUCUUUCGUGCCGCGUAAAUACACCAUGCAACAGGAUGGACGGCUGCGGAGCGUUAUGGUGGUGCGCUGUCAGAAACAUUAUGAUAUGGAAAAGUAUUAUACCUAUAUUCUACGUGUGACGCGUCAUGGUCAAACUGAUCCGACGCAUUUGUUUCGUUCAUAUAAGGAAUUCACAGAGUUUCAUCAGAAAUUAUGUUUGCACUUUCCGCUGGCCAAAUUACACAGUUUACCAAGUGGCAUGCAUGUCGGCCGCUCGAAUGUGAAGUCGGUAGCUGAGCGUCGCCUCCCACAAAUACAACGUUUUCUCAUCUCACUCUUCAAUUCAGCGGAUGAGAUUGCGCACUCGGAUUUGGUGUAUACAUUCUUUCAUCCCUUGUUGCGUGAUCAGCAGGAGGCUAAGUUGACGGUGUCUAAAGUUAAAGAGAUCAAACAGCAUACGCGUGAGAAUCCUUAUGAAGUUGGUCAGAUAAAAUUAUCAUUACAAUAUCGCCGUGGUGUCUUAACAGUGAUGAUUCAUCACGCUAAGGGCCUGCCCAUGCUGCAAGGUGGCCAAGAGCCCAAUACCUAUGUCAAAUGCUAUCUUAAACCGGAUGCAACCAAAGUGACGAAGCGCAAAACGAAAGUGGUGCGAAAGACCUGUGUACCCAGUUUUAUGGAAACGCUCGAGUACCGCAUGCCAUUGGAGCACAUACAAAAUCGCUUUCUACACGUGACCGUCUGGUCACAUGACACACUACAGGAGAAUGAACUGCUGGGCGGCUUUCAAGUCGAUCUAUGUAAAUACGAUUUGCGCAAAGAGCUGAUCGACUGGUUUCGACUCGGUCCGAUGCCAAGAAAUUGAGGCACACAAAGUAUACACAAUGUAAAAUGAAAGUAAAAGUGUUACUAUAACUGUACAUUCAACGCUCGGCAACUAUGCAGUACGCCCCCACAGCAGAAAUAUGCAAAGAGUUUUGUGAAAACUAACUGCAAGGCAACAGUAUUUCUUCCGCACACACAUACAUACAUAUAAUACAUAUAGACACCACUCUACAGGGACACCCAUUAGGGGUUGAGCAAUAGUUACAUAUAUUUGUAUGAGAACUUAUUGAAAUAAAUACACACAUAUUAUAAAUACAAAGCAGCUUGGCAGCCAGUAAGCAGUAAACAGUAAUCGGGUUCUAAAAGAACUGGCAUUACAUAAAAGCAUACAUACAUACAUAUACAUAUGUAUAUAUAUUUUUAUACAUAAAUUUACUUAAAUGCAGCAUACCUAAGCGUUGACUGCUCGACGAUUUUCUCUCUAUGCAAAACACUUAUAUUUCAUAAGGACAUUCCAAUUUAUGCAUAUAGAAUACAGUAAUGAAAAAGAAAGAAGGAAAAAAAACAAGCAAUAAAAAAUUAAUGAAGCAAACAAUACAGUAAUG
Molecule: messenger RNA, 7355 nt
Organism: Bactrocera oleae (olive fruit fly)
Lineage: Eukaryota; Metazoa; Arthropoda; Insecta; Diptera; Tephritidae
Gene: Pi3K68D
Product: phosphatidylinositol-4-phosphate 3-kinase catalytic subunit Pi3K68D
Biological process (GO): phosphatidylinositol-mediated signaling; cell migration; phosphatidylinositol 3-kinase/protein kinase B signal transduction
Cellular component (GO): plasma membrane; cytoplasm; phosphatidylinositol 3-kinase complex
Molecular function (GO): phosphatidylinositol binding; 1-phosphatidylinositol-4-phosphate 3-kinase activity; 1-phosphatidylinositol-3-kinase activity
Source: RefSeq, a predicted model, not a curated record